This is a messenger RNA of Xyrichtys novacula (pearly razorfish), 2210 nucleotides long. The record is from the annotation of a GenBank genome assembly. Lineage: Eukaryota; Metazoa; Chordata; Actinopteri; Labriformes; Labridae.
AUGUCCCCCUCACAAAGAGAGCACACCUCUGUCUCUGUGAGCCAUGGUGGAUGUUUGACACACGAUCAAGGGCAGAUGUUGGGACCAGAACUUGGUCUGGAGGAGAUAUCAGAGGUUGAAUAUACACACUUUGAGCGUCUAAUCCAGUCACAGAUGGAGACACAAGCUGCUCCUUCAGAUGGGCCUGAUGGCAGAUCUCCACUUACUACCACUGGAUCCGCAGUGAUCUCCCCCUUCAUCCAAGCUAUGGACCUCUCUACCGCCACUGAUGAACACAACCAAGUGAUGCCUGGAGAAAAGACUCCAACCUCUUUUGGAGAAGUCCCAGGUUUUGUCCUGACCAGAGUGAGAGGGGGAGAUAUUUCGACUGAACCACUUCCCAACAGCAGCGCACCUUCACAGAAGCGAUCCAAGUCAGCUGCUAGAGUUUGCUUGGAGACAAGGUUCAACACUGUGUCAGCUGAUACCCAGAGACAGCAAGAUAUCCAGUCUGCACUUCUCAGCAAGUAGGCUUCACUUAUAGAGUUUUUGUCUUCGUUUGUGAGUAAAUAUUGAAACAUAAUGUGCUGAAAAGCUGACUAAACAAUCUCUGAUGUGUUUCAGUUUUUUGACGAUAGUUCACCAGCCUUCAGAUGCUCAAGAUGGAGUCAUAUAUCCUCAAAUGCAGAAGUGUGUGAUUGCCUCUGCAGACGGAGCAAAUCCUUAUGAGAUGUCUGGCCCAUUUGUAGGGGGUGUUUUCAACCAUGUAGCUAACAUGCAUGAACAAGUAUGCUGAAAACAUAACAAAAUGCACUUUUUUACACUUUGAUAUCAACCACAGGAAACAUUCAUUAUCCGAAUCUACUUUUCUGUGCUUUCGUUACAGGUGAUCGGCCAUAUUCCCCACAGAAUAAACCCUAAGCAUCAGGGUUUAAUCAUCCCAAAGACUGUUUCAUUUAAUUUUCUUCCCGACACUGUUGUUAAUAAAGGUCACUACAUGAAUAGCAGUAACUCAUCUGAGGAGCAGCAGGCGGCGAACAAAGAGAGUAAUCAUCAGCAGUCUAAACCCCUCAUUUAUCAGAUAAUUUCAAGUUUUCUAUGUUGGUACAGUGCAAACACACAUUUAUGCCGGUUUGUACUCUUUUGUUUUUGACAGAUGACGUGGCAACAGCUGCUGCUUACAGCAAGCAUGGUGGCAUCUUUAGCCUUCGUCCUAAAACAGGUGUCAAGGCUGUAGGGUCAGAAAGCAUCACUAAGAAAAAAACUCAAACUGGUGGAUCAGUAAGCCAGCGCAGGGAGAGGCACAACAUCAAGGAGAGGGAACGCAGGUGAGCAGCCCCACAGUACCAAUACUAAUAUUGAAAGAGGUAAAAUCCAAAUUGUGAUCAGUAACCAUAUGAGGCAGGAUCCUAAAAAGGGUUGCAGGUUUUUAAAAAGCAGAUGCAGAACACCUGUAUGGUCUUCCCUUUUUCACAGGAAGAGGAUCCGUCUGUACUGCGACGAGCUGAACAUGCUGGUGCCAUUCUGUAACUCAGAUACAGACAAAGUCACCACCCUGCAGUGGACCACUGCCUACCUCAGAUACAUCAAUGAGAUUUGUGGGGACACCUUUAAAGAGGUGAGGUUGUGCUGUUUGAACUUGUUUUCGUCUUGUUCAUCCUUUAUUUUAGACCCAAAACUAGGGCUGAAUAUUAAGAGAUGAUUUACAGUUCCUUUUGCUGCCAUGGUUGUAAGUUCUGCUGCUGAAUCAGAUCAUGUUUCUGUCCCUUUUUUUCGUGUUAUGUUCUUUAUUUUCUUCACAGGAGUUUAAAAGGAUGUUCCACAAUGAGAGAGGACUUUUUCUGAAAUCCAGCCCUUCUUCAGCCCAUGACCAGAUUGGUAGGGAGACUGACGAGACUCUCACCAUUCCCCUUGCAGUCGAGCAGUAACCCCUUUACUGUUUAGUGAAUCAGUACCAUGCUUGUACGAGAUUUAAUGUCAUUUUGAGAUGUCCUCUGAGGUCUGGAUAUUUAAAAUGACGAAAGAGUUCCACUCUGCCACAUUAUAAAUAUUAAGACUCAGACAUACUUGGUUAUUUUCUGCAUCUCAACAUUACACAGUUGAGAUUUUAUCUAAUCUAAGAAGCCAUCUCUACUGCCACUGAUGCCCUCAGAUUUCCUAGUCCAGUUGACUUUUGUAAAGGGGGCAUUUCCAAAAGUCAUACAUAGGUGGCACUGUUUCUCUUUGAAAGG